CUUUGAAGCCUCACAAGUGUAUCGAGCCAAGGCAACAGCUACUGUAACCAUGGUCGUCUUCUUCACAUCAAAAGCGGUCAGUCCGCCAGUCACCAUCUACAUGGGAAGAGACAAAGUAGAAAGUGGGCUAUGCUGUGGCUAGGUUUAUAGGAGGUUGCAAGGCUGAUAUGCUGUAGACGAGGAACUGUUACGAUACGGCCUUCCGACCGAUGUUUGGUUCCAUGUCGAGUGCGUCUCUCGAUCGACAGCAUCUAUAGUGCUACGAGGGAGCUUAAUCACUGAAUGAGUUUAUGAACAAUAGCAAAUUGUCAUCGGCACAUGUAUACCUACGGCAACCCGACGGUCAACCGCACGGUGAAUGGGACAAGCUACCGUCUGCUCUCGUGAACGACUUGGCCCAGCUGGUCAAGGCCAACAGUAUCGAAGGAAAUAAGAAGGACAACAUCACUGUCAUCUACACACCAUUCCCUAAUCUCAAAAAAACUGGAGACAUGCCCGUAGGCCAAGUCUCAUUCCACUCUGACAAAAAGGUCAAGCGAGCACAUGUACCGACACGAGACAAUGCCAUUGUCAAUAGACUCAACAAAACCAAGGUCGAAAAGGAGGUGGAUCACGAGGCGGAGCAUCAGGAGCGUCUGCGGCUGGAAGGCAGGAAGAAGAAGGCCAAUGCCAUUGAACGGACAAAGCAAGAGACAGAACAAAGAAAAGCUUGGGAAGAAGAAAAGAAGGCGAAAUCUUAUGACAAUCUCUACACUGACGAUGCUUUCGAGGAACAGGCUGCUGCCAGCGAUGACGAUUUCAUGUAAAACUCUUCCUCUGUGUCGCAUCUGACUUGCAUCAGAGCUGUACGCACAUAGAUAGGGACACCCAUUCUUAUCUAUUGCAUGCAUCAUCGUAUCAUGCCGUA
Molecule: messenger RNA, 907 nt
Organism: Cryptococcus amylolentus CBS 6039
Lineage: Eukaryota; Fungi; Basidiomycota; Tremellomycetes; Tremellales; Cryptococcaceae
Exons: 8
Coding region: 291-806 (171 amino acids)
Source: RefSeq, a predicted model, not a curated record